GUUCCGUAUACAUACACGUUCCGCAUAUAAAUCAUCAGAAACCUACCGGUAAACCUUCAUAAAAAUCGUAAUUUCUUCGUUUUGCAAAGCUGACAUUAUUCCCGUUUUGAAGCAGACAGUAACCAACAUGUCAAGGAUUCCAGGUGGUACAGUUGUUGAGGCCAAGGGAGAUGAAAUGACCAGGAUUUUCUGGGAGACAAUUAAGGAGAAGUUGAUAUUUCCUUACGUCGACUUGGACGUCCAGAGCUACGAUCUGAGUAUUCAGAACAGAGACGCAACAGAUGAUAAAGUGACCACCGAUUGUGCUGACGCAAUAAAAAAGUACAGCGUUGGAAUAAAAUGUGCAACGAUAACACCGGACGAGAAGAGGGUGACUGAGUUCAACCUGAAGAAGAUGUGGAAGUCGCCCAAUGGGACGAUCCGUAACAUCCUUGGUGGGACAGUGUUCAGAGAGGCCAUCAUUUGUAAAAACAUUCCACGGUUGGUUGUCGGUUGGAAUAAACCCAUCGUGAUUGGACGUCAUGCACACGCCGAUCAGUACAAAGCCACAGACUUUGUGGUCCCAGGCUGCGGAAAACUAGAGAUGAAAUUCACCCCCAGUGAGGAAGGAGGAGAGGUCAUGAACUUUACAGUGUACGACUUCAAAGAUGGCGGCGGCGUUGCCAUGGGAAUGUUCAACACAGAUAAAUCCAUCCGAGACUUUGCGGUGUGCUGUAUGAACUAUGCAAUAGAAAGGAAGUAUCCACUUUACCUCAGUACCAAAAACACAAUCCUGAAAAAGUACGACGGACGUUUUAAAGACAUCUUCCAAGAAGUAUACGAAAGUGACUACAAAUCAAAGUUUGAAGCUGCUGGGAUUUGGUACGAACAUCGGCUCAUUGAUGACAUGGUGGCAUUUGCCAUGAAGUCAGAGGGGGGUUUCAUGUGGGCAUGCAAGAACUAUGAUGGGGAUGUGCAGUCUGACAGUGUAGCACAAGGUUAUGGUUCGUUGGGUAUGAUGACCAGUGUCUUAGUUUGCCCUGACGGUAAGACGGUAGAGUCAGAAGCUGCACAUGGUACAGUCACAAGGCACUACAGACUGCACCAGAAAGGGGAAGAAACUUCUACCAACUCAGUCGCGUCCAUCUUUGCGUGGACAUGUGGGCUUGCUCAUCGCGCAAAGCUAGAUGGAAACACCGCCCUCGCUAAGUUUGUGAAGGAGCUAGAAUCUGCGUGCGUUGACACCAUCGAGGCGGGUUUCAUGACCAAGGACCUGGCUAUCUGCGUAAAGGGACUCAAAAAUGUCAAAAGAGCCGACUAUCUAAACACAUUUGAGUUUAUCGACAAAGUGGCAGAGUUCUUGGUAGCAAAAGUUCAGAGCCGUCUGUAGCUGAGGUCAAAGGAUCAAAGGUCAGAUGUCAACCAAACAAUAUUUGAUGAACUCGCUUACGAACUUGGUUAACUUAAUUUUUACAGUGAUAUUAGUGUUUCUUCAGGGGUUAUUAAUUAGGCAAAGAACAAAUUUUUAUUGCAAAUUUUAUCAAAAGAGUAUACAAAAAAGUUUUAUUUAACAGUUUAAUUAGAUGGUGAAGAUAGUACAAUUAUUUUUGUACAAUUUAGUUUUUUCUCAUUGGCCAAAAGUCACUCAUAUAGUUGCCAAACUACAGGAUUUCCCGUAGAACACACAAUCACUGUUAGCGUCAAACUACGGAAAAACAUAAAAAUGAACAAGACGUGAAGUGUCUUUUUUUUGGAUAUUCUCAUUCUGUAAAAAUUGUUGAAGUUAUUUUGCUAUAUAACAUAAUCUUUGUAUGUUUUUAUACACUUCCUUCUGAUGGUGCUUGGCAAGUGUGUAGGUGCAAA
Asterias rubens (European starfish) is the source of this 1842-nucleotide messenger RNA. RefSeq names its product isocitrate dehydrogenase [NADP] cytoplasmic-like. Gene Ontology annotation, biological process: isocitrate metabolic process. The transcript has 11 exons. Lineage: Eukaryota; Metazoa; Echinodermata; Asteroidea; Forcipulatida; Asteriidae. Bases 128 to 1369 code for a protein of 413 amino acids. Gene Ontology annotation, molecular function: NAD binding; magnesium ion binding; isocitrate dehydrogenase (NADP+) activity. The record is from RefSeq and is a predicted model, not a curated record. Gene Ontology annotation, cellular component: cytosol; peroxisome; mitochondrion.